Messenger RNA from Theobroma cacao (cacao), 2109 nucleotides. Its product is annotated as rust resistance kinase Lr10-like. Gene Ontology annotation, biological process: protein phosphorylation. Gene Ontology annotation, molecular function: ATP binding; protein kinase activity. The record is from RefSeq and is a predicted model, not a curated record. Lineage: Eukaryota; Viridiplantae; Streptophyta; Magnoliopsida; Malvales; Malvaceae.
AACUAAGUGAACAUCAUAGUGCUUCUUUACUUGCCUCUGUCAAAACUAGCACCUUAAUCUCCUUCUCUCCCACUGAAACUUUAGGAUGCCAGGCGCCAUACUUGCAUUACUUAUCCUCUUGGUUUUUGCUUUAUAUCUAUUCCCCGAUCCAGGCGUCGCUAGAGUCAAAUACAAGCACUGUGGCUCUUCUUUCUGUGGAAACGUUAACAUCACUUACCCUUUUCGAUUAAAAACCCAGCCUCGUAGUUGUGGUCACGAUAGUUAUGAACUAGUGUGCGAGAAUAACCGCACCAUUUUCCCCAUGAAAAAUGGGAAUUUCUAUGUCCAAGACAUCUCUUAUAGUGACGAAACCAUUAAACUUUUAGACGUGAGUCUUGGCAACGAUAACUGCUCCAUCCCUCAUAGUUCCUAUCCUUCGUACCCCCCUUUUUCGGAAGAUAACUCUGAAUUUAGCGUCAUGUAUCUUGUAAAUUGCACGAUGCGGAUCAACUACUCUUCCGUUUAUAUCGGUGCUUUUCGUUGCACCAAUGCCCCUUCCUCCUCUCAACCCCCUUACUCUUACUUUUUGGAUGAAAAUACAGCAAAGUCUGAUUUCUAUGAGUCAUGCACAGUUGAAGCCCAGGUUCCAAUCAUGCUUGCCAACAUCACCGGCCUCUCUGCUUUUGAUAUUUACACAAAGCUGUUAACGGGAUUCCAACUCUCAUGGGCCACUUCCUAUUAUGAUUAUGUUUGGCUGCGGUGGGACUCAAUUGGUAACGUAUUGCGAUCGUUGCUCUCGUUGUUGUUGCUUCCACUGAAGAUAUUUAUAAGAGGCAACGUUACUUUUUUUGAAGCAGAUCAUAUCGAUGGAUUUUAUAAAGGAAUCCAGAUUCUUUGUGUUGCAAUAACAGGAAUUCUUUUACUUAGAACUUUUUUGGGAAUAAUUUGCUUGAUUGUGUUGGUUAGACGAAAAUUAAAAAGGAGGCAUUUGUCGAUGGAUGACAUGAUUGAGAAUUUUCUUCAGAGUCAAAACAAUUUAAUGCCUAUCAGAUAUUCUUACUCUGAAAUAAAAAGAAUGACUGAUGGUUUCAAGAAUAAACUAGGUCAAGGAGGAUAUGGUUCUGUGUUUAAAGGAAAACUUCGAAGUGGUCAACUUGUUGCGAUAAAAUUGUUAAACAAGUCAAAAGCUAACGGCCAAGAUUUCAUCAAUGAAGUUGCAACUAUUGGAAGGAUUCAUCAUGUUAAUGUGGUAAGACUUAUUGGAUUUUUCGUAAAGGGAUCAAAACAAGCUCUUGUAUAUGACUUCAUGAAGAAUGGGUCCUUGGAUAAAAUUAUAUUUUCAGCUGAAAAUAACACUUUGAGUUGGCAAAAAAUGUUUGAGAUUGCAUUGGGAGUGGCUCGAGGUAUUGAAUAUUUGCAUAGAGGUUGUGAAAUGCAAAUUUUACAUUCUGAUAUCAAUCCACAUAACAUUCUUUAAGAUGAGAACUUUGCUCCAAAGGUUUCAGAUUUUGGUCUCGCAAAGUUGUAUUCAGUGGACGAUGAUAUCAUUUCUCUCACAGCAGCAAGAGGUACAGUAGGAUAUAUGGCUCCUGAAUUAUUUUAUAAAAAUAUCGGAGGUAUCUCAUAUAAAGCCGAUGUUUAUAGUUUUGGAAUGAUGCUAAUGGAAAUUAUUGGAAGGAGAAAAAAUUUGAAUGCCUCUGCUGAAUAUUCAAGUCAAAUUUAUUUUCCAUCAUGGAUAUAUGAUGGAUUAGAUGAAGGAGAUAUCAUGGAGCUUGGAGAUUUGAAAGAAAAUGAAAACAAAAUUAUGAGGAAAAUGGCAAUAGCAGCCUUAUGGUGCAUACAGAUGAAGCCCACGGAUCGGCCUUCAAUGAACAAAGCCUUGAAGAUGCUUGAAAGUGAAGUUGAGAUCCUUGAAAUGCCUCCCAAGCCUUCUUUCUCUCUAAAUGUCAACUAAAGGUAGUAAAGAAUUCUCCCCGCACACGUGGCAAUCGGCCUUCCUCAGCUACCUCGUGAUCAUAUGUAUACAUGCACGUCAAUGUAGGGUCAUGUGUAUCUCUUAAAUUGCAGGAUGAAGAUGAAUUCUUCGGUUUACAUUGAUGCUUUCCAUUGCACCAAUCGAUGUUCCUCUCC